Molecule: messenger RNA, 3704 nt
Organism: Python bivittatus (Burmese python)
Lineage: Eukaryota; Metazoa; Chordata; Lepidosauria; Squamata; Pythonidae
Gene: MAU2
Product: MAU2 sister chromatid cohesion factor
Biological process (GO): mitotic sister chromatid cohesion
Molecular function (GO): protein binding
Source: RefSeq, a predicted model, not a curated record
UCCGAGUCGUGGUACGUGGCGCUGCUGGGCUUGGCCGAGCACUUCCGCACGUCUAGCCCGCCCAAGGUGCGGCUCUGCGUCCACUGCCUCCAGGCCGUGCUGCCCCGCAAGCCCCCCGCUCGGGUCGAAGCCCGCACCCACCUCCAGCUCGGCUCCGUCCUCUACCACCACACGCGCAACGGAGAGCAGGCCCGCGGGCACCUCGAGAAAGCGUGGCUGAUAUCACAACAAAUUCCACAGUUUGAGGAUGUCAAAUUUGAAGCUGCCAGCCUCCUGUCUGAGCUGUAUUGUCAAGAGAAUUCUGUUGACACAGCUAAGCCACUGCUGCGUAAAGCUAUCCAGAUUUCACAGCAGACUCCCUACUGGCACUGUCGUCUUCUUUUUCAGCUUGCGCAACUUCAUACACUUGAAAAAGAUUUGGUAUCAGCCUGUGACCUUUUGGGAGUUGGAGCAGAAUAUGCACGUGUGGUAGGAUCAGAAUAUACAAGAGCACUAUUUCUGUUAAGCAAAGGCAUGCUGCUCCUCAUGGAGAGGAAACUGCAGGAGGUACACCCCCUGCUUACGCUUUGUGGGCAGAUCGUUGAGAACUGGCAGGGGAAUCCCAUCCAGAAAGAGUCGUUGCGGGUGUUCUUCUUGGUACUGCAAGUAACGCAUUACCUGGACGCUGGCCAGGUGAAGAGUGUCAAGCCAUGCCUCAAGCAGCUGCAGCAGUGCAUCCAGACCAUCUCAACUCUUCACGAUGAUGAGAUCCUGCCCAGCAACCCUGCAGACCUCUUCCAUUGGCUGCCCAAGGAGCACAUGUGUGUGCUAGUUUAUCUGGUGACUGUGAUGCACUCCAUGCAGGCUGGAUAUUUGGAGAAGGCCCAGAAAUACACCGAUAAAGCCCUGAUGCAGCUAGAGAAACUCAAAAUGCUCGACUGCAGCCCUAUCUUAUCAUCUUUCCAAGUCAUUUUGUUGGAACACAUCAUCAUGUGCCGUCUUGUCACAGGGCACAAAGCUACAGCCCUACAAGAGAUUUCACAGGUUUGCCAGCUCUGUCAGCAGUCUCCCCGGCUCUUUUCUAAUCACGCCGCCCAGCUCCAUGCUCUUCUGGGGCUGUAUUGCAUUUCUGUGAACUGCAUGGACAACGCAGAAGCACAGUUCACCACAGCACUUCGGCUCACCACCCAUCAGGAAUUGUGGGCUUUUAUUGUGACAAACUUGGCAAGUGUCUAUAUCAGGGAAGGAAACCGGCAUCAAGAACUUUAUAGUUUGUUGGAAAGGAUAAACCCAGACCACAAUUUUCCUGUGAGCUCUCACUGCCUCCGAGCUGCUGCUUUCUAUAUCCGAGGGCUGUUCUCCUUCUUUCAAGGAAGGUACAAUGAAGCCAAGCGUUUUUUACGAGAGACGCUAAAAAUGUCAAAUGCAGAAGAUCUAAACCGAUUAACAGCAUGCUCUCUUGUUCUUCUGGGUCACAUCUUCUACGUGUUAGGGAAUCACAGGGAGAGUAACAACAUGGUAGUCCCAGCCAUGCAGCUGGCCAGCAAGAUCCCAGACAUGUCUGUGCAGCUGUGGUCAUCGGCCCUCCUGAGAGACCUAAACAAAGCAUGUGGGAAUGCUAUCGACGCCCACGAGGCAGCGCAAAUGCACCAGAACUUUUCCCAGCAGCUGCUCCAGGACCACAUUGAGGCCUGUAGCCUCCCAGAGCACAACCUUAUCACUUGGACAGAUGGGCCCCCACCAGUACAGUUUCAGGCACAAAAUGGACCCACCACCAGCCUGGCCAGUCUGUUGUGAACAUGCCGUCUUCACUUGGGAAGAGGAUGGAAUCUUUUUAUACACUCAGCUUUUUUUAAACAAAAGGAUGGGCAGCAAACACUUCUCCAAGCCCUGUAGGAGUUGCAUUGAGGUUACAUUUCAUAGACUCACAGUUUGGCAUGGCCAUUCUGAGCUCCUUUUUAAGGUUUGUGUGUGUGUGUUGGUCACCUAGGUUGCAGGGAUCUGUGUGUAGGUAAACACAUACACAGUGUUGUAAGAGGCAUCCCUUCCUAUUUCUCAGAAUCUGGUUUUACAUGAUGCAGAUAAACAAGUGCCCCUUCAGUUAAGAAGAUGCGUUUAAAAGAGAAAGAAAAAGAAAGCAGCCCCUAUAAUGAAGGAAAGGAGUCAGUAUAGUUAGGUUGGGACGGAAAAGAAAAAGCCAUGCCUGCUUCCUUGCUAAUUAAAACUGCCCCUGAAAAUGCCAUGUGCCUAUAUUUUUAUAAAGGCUCUGUUGCCCUUUGUAUUAUCCAAGCUGCUAGAUUUGCUUCUUGAGGACACUUGCUCUACAAAUACCUAUAGUGGGCGCAUCUUUUACUACAUAGCAUAGUCCCCGCUCUCCUGCAGGAAUUGUUCUGCCUCUGUUUGCUCACCUUAUCAUGGAAAGAACCCAGCAAAAUGGUAAAGUAAAAUGAGAGGCCUUUCCUUCAUUAGGCCACUUCAGGGAACUUGUGCUCUGCAUUCUUGAGAAAUAUGGGAAUCCAUAUUGGAGCAAAGCUUACAGUAAUCAGCCUCUUGUUAGUGUUUAAGUGCCUGUUUGGUUUCUUAAAAGGUACAUGCCUUUCCUCCAGGAGAUCCUUUUGUUUUUCCUCAAGACACUUCACCAAUUUGGGUAAAAUCAGUGAUUUGCCAUUUUCUCUUUUGGGAAGGUGACAAGACCUUUACCCCUCUCUUCAACUCUUGGGUCUUGAGGAGUUGGAAAUAAGGACCAAUGGAGGCUUGGACUGUAAGCUGGCCUGAUGUGGAUUCGUGCGAUUGGUUUGAUUGAUGUGCUGCGGUCGGGUCUUCCGAGACUCUCGCAGAAGCGUAGAAAGUUGUAUCAGGCACUGAAUUCAGCUUCUGAGAAUCUCGGCAUUCAGGAUUUUUUUAACAAGAAAGCUUUUAGCCCAUAAUAGCUGCAAAAUUACACUUGAAGGGAUACGGGAGAUAACUUCCAACAUCACAGACUCAAAAAGGGAAGCUUGAACAAGUUUUCCAGUGAUUGGGAUAGAAAUUCUGUGCCCUUACCCUUCCCACAGCUAGCAAAAUGAACAUAUGCAAAAUACCUAAUUUGGAUUAUUAUGCAAAAUGAUUAUGCAAAUGACUUCAUUUGCAUAAAUUACGUUACACUAGAAUCCAGCUUUUCCAACUACAGAACUUUUUAUUAUUUUACUUUAAGGCAGGGGCACAACCCUGCUUCUCGUGUGAUAUGUGUGUGUCCAUUUUAAAAGGAAAUAGUUUAUCUUGUUACUAGUUGAAGUGAAUUCUUAAUCAUGGAUUUUUAUCAAUAUUUAUCAUCCAAAAGUUACAACCAAUAUCCCCUAAUCAUGCGCUUUUGAUACUUUCAGGAAUGAUGCAAUCCAGUUCCCUUCUGAAGUAGGUUGAUGUGUAAAAAGAAAGUUGUUUAUAACAUAUUGAAGGAGAAAUAGGGGAAGGAAAGUACAGGAUAAGAAGUAACUAAAAGAACUGAAAGAGGAAGAACUGGUAUUGUUAAACUUUAAUUUUCUCUAUUAUUUGGAAUGUAUGCCUGUUUGUAGCAUUCCUUAACAGAUACUGGCAAAAUACAGUCUCCCUCCCUUUUUUCUUCUCCCUAAGAGAAUAGCAACAAAUGCUUGUUAUCUCAUGUCAGCACAGACUGAACAUUUACUUACUCCUGAUGAAAUGCACUGUGUGAGAUUUGUUCCAUAUUUUGGAUCCUUAAAAAAAAAAAA